This is a messenger RNA of Apus apus (common swift), 1781 nucleotides long. Its product is annotated as cyclin-dependent kinase 4 inhibitor B-like. The coding region runs from base 128 to 562 and encodes 144 amino acids. Gene Ontology annotation, cellular component: nucleus. The transcript has 2 exons. Gene Ontology annotation, molecular function: cyclin-dependent protein serine/threonine kinase inhibitor activity; protein kinase binding. Gene Ontology annotation, biological process: negative regulation of cell population proliferation; regulation of cyclin-dependent protein serine/threonine kinase activity. Lineage: Eukaryota; Metazoa; Chordata; Aves; Apodiformes; Apodidae. The record is from RefSeq and is a predicted model, not a curated record.
GCUCCCCUCCACGGAGGUGUGGGCUGGGGGGCUCUGCCAGGCCCAGGAUGGGCGGAGCUGCCAUAUCCCGACGAGGGGAGGAGAAUCAGGAGCGGCCGUGCAGAGUGGGCCUUGCUGUCGGGGAGCGAUGGAGGGGUUUUUCCGGGGUGGGGGUCCUGGCGACCUGCUGUGCAGCGCGGCUGCCCGCGGGGACCGCGAGGAGGUGCGGAAGCUGCUGGAGGCGGGAGCGGAUCCCAACGGGACUAAUUGUUUCGGGAGGACUCCGCUCCAGGUGAUGAUGCUGGGCAGCCCGCGGGUGGCCGAGCUGCUGCUGCAGCACGGGGCAGACCCCAACCGCCCCGACCCCCGCACCGGCUGCCUCCCGGCUCACGAUGCUGCCCGCUCCGGCUUCCUGCAGACGCUGGUGGCCCUGCACCGGGCCGGGGCGCGCCUCGACCUGCCCGACGGCCGCGGCCGCCUCCCCAUCGACGUGGCGGAGGGGGGUCCGCACGGGCCCGUGGGCCGGUACCUGCGGCAGCUGCAGCUCCCCCCCGCCGCACCGGCGGAAAGUGCUGAGCCCUGACCCGCCCCUGCCGCCCCUCGCCCCGCCCUGCCCGCCGCCCCCCGCUCCGCAGCGCCAGGACCCCCGGCCGCAGCCACCCCCGCUCGCAGAGACCCUCUCCCCGCCUCCGCAGCGGGUACCGGCCAGGACCCCCGCCAUCCAGCCGGUGGUGCUGCGGGCUGCAGAGAGUGGUCUUCCUCUGCCCCACAGCUUCUCCCGGGCGCUCGGUGUCCCGCUACUGCCAGGCGACUCGUGCUGUUGCGUUUUCUGAGAAAGAGUGUAAAGGACAAAAACACGGCCGAGGGAGUGUUCCUGGUCCUCCCGCCGGGCAGGCUCCCAGGAAGACAGGCAGCAAAGGCCGGUGCUGCAGAGGAAAAACAAACAAACAAACAAAAAACAACCCACCAAAACAAACAAACAAAACAAAACAAACAAACAAACAAAACCAACAAAAACACAAACAAACAAACAAAAACAACAAAAAAAACGAAACCCACUCGGCGCUCUGCGCCUCCAUUUAUUAAGUUGAUGCGGUUUAGAGAAACGAGCAACUCCGUUUCCCUGAGCGACUUGCUCACUGUCCUGCAAGCCCCUCCUUGGUCUCCAUCAGAUAUUUACUCACGAUAACAUUUUAUUGAUUUUAUUGAUUAUAGCAAAAUCCUGCAGAGCUUUGCCUUUAGUGAUGUCUUGAGAUUCUUUUUAUAGCUCUGUUAAAUAAUGAACGCUUCAGCCAUCCCAUUUACAAAUUGAAUUGUUCAUCUGAUUUUCUACCUGCAUCAGCUCACCCAACUUAGAAAGUCUUGAAAUAUUCAACACUGUUAGAGAUUACAAUUUGAGAACGACUACAAACAUUUUGUAUAGAUGUAUUCAGGCAAGGCUAUUAAUCUGAAAAACCCAUUGGUAAUAAUUUCGACACUGCGUGGUUUUGACAUUUGGAGAUACCUCGUUCAUUUAGAAGAUCUGGGCAACGAGCUCGCUAUUUUUAAGACAGAUUUCCCGGUCUCUAAACCAGACAUUUGGAAAAAAUCAAAACAAAACAAAACAAAAAAAGACCGAGCUUGGUUAUAUGUCUGAAUCUCCUCAUAUCCGUUGCUCCCGUCUCCCUACGCAAUUUCCAUCAUUUAUCCGGUUUUGUCCUGGGGAUGAAAUGCCUAUUCCUAUUCAACAGCAAACUGUUAAAGACCUUGGCUUUUAAAACCCAGUCCUUCUGUUCGACUAUUAAACGGUCCUGUAAGCAGCA